UUCUUAUUCUUAUUUUUCUCCUCAUCUGAAGCGCCUCCUCGCUCCUUUCUGUCACUCUUUCAGCGGAGGGAUGCACUCGCCGGGGUGUCCGGGAGUCAUGGGGAAACCACUACCCAACAGUGAUUGGGAACCAAAAUCCUGAAAAGGUUUCUGAUGGUGUUUUUCCUGGGAAAUGGACAAGUGUUGAGAAUUUAAGAAUAGAGGACUUUACUUUGGAAGAACUCGGCAGUCCCGAUCCCCGCCCUCUCCCUUCUAGCCAAUCGGAUGGCUCCGAAUGACAGGAUACAGUAAUGGAUGUGGUCACGCCGUUCAGCGCUGUAGCCAGAAUGCAGCUCAGAGGGUAGGGUCAGCUGUGAGCCCGCCUCACCCUACCCUCCCACCUCCCCGUUAGCUCCGCCAGAGAGCCGCCCCUUGACCCCACUUCCAGGCAGCAAUCCUUCCCUCCCAACACCGACCCCUCCACCACGGCUUCGGAAGACGGAACAUGACGCUGGUUCAUGUCUGAUACGUACACCUCUGAGGCGUCGAGCGUAAAACCAGUGGAGCAAUGAAUGGCGGAAAGGACUGUGAGGCGGGAGAUGAGAGGCAGGCCGUCCCUGUCCAGGUCCCCAUUGGCUGGCAGCGCAAGGCGGAGCACGGCGGAGGCGUCGUGUAUGUGAGUCCCAGCGGCUCGCUGCUGUCCAGCUUGGAGCAGGUGAAGACCUACCUGCUCACAGAUGGAACCUGUAAAUGUGGCCUGGAGUGUCCGCUCAUCCUCCACAAGGUGUUCAACUUCGACCCAGGGGCGGCUGUCAAACAGAGGACGGCGGAGGAUGUGAAAGCAGACGAAGACGUGACCAAACUCUGCAUUCACAAGAGAAAGCUCCUGGCUGUGGCCACGCUUCACAAGAGCAUGGAGACACACCCGCCUCUGGCACUGACUAGCCCAGGAGGAGGUACAUCAUCUGCAGUUGCUGUGCAUUCUACAACUCAACGAGCAAUAAGGACUAAAGCCCACGAUGGGUUGCCCAAUGCUGUUGGCCCUGAGUGCAAGAACCCGUUCAAAAUGAUAAUGGUGGCCGGACAGCAGCAACAGCAGAGGUUGUUUCCACCUCAGGAGGCGGUUGGAGGCCCGCAGCCUGAGCUUUACUCUGGAUACUCCCGGGCACAGAGGCUACCGAGCGGGGAUCCUGGAACUAAAUCUCCAUAUCGGGUGGGGUAUGGAGGCAUGUUGAGCCCAUCUUCCUCCAGUGCUAAACUGUAUGGAGAUGGCUCUCAGUCUCCCAACACAGACACUCUGGGCAGCCCUGAGGGAUUUCAUAGGACCAAUCCUUGUGGCUUUCCAGGAGCCGGUAGUCCCGGUUCAGUAUCCAUCCAUGGGAACCCUAGGACUCCUCUUUCCCCACCCAGAGUAAUGCUUCAUGGCUCUCCUGCAGGCCAGCCAUCCUGCGCCAUGACAGGAAGGACUAGCACGCCCCUCUCCCCUACGGCCACUGCCAAAAGCCCUGUCAUGAACAUGAACAUGCCCCGGGGGAACUUCCCACCCGGCAUGGAUCUGCCUCGAGCAGCAUUUCAUCAUAAAUCUCAGCCCCCUCUGCAUUCUGUACCUCCCCCGCCAUCUAUACCACCACCCUGUGCUCUUCAGAAAAGGCAGUUGACCUCUGAAAAAGACCCCUUAGGCAUUCUGGAUCCCAUCCCUAGCAAGCCAGUUUGCCAGCCCCCAAACCAUGCCCCCAACCUGCCCAACUUCCAGCCCAACAUCCACUCUCAGGUACAAAUGAUGAAUGUAAACAUCCCCCCUCCUGCCAUCGUUCCCCUGCCAAGCAACUUACCUUUACCCACAGUGAAGCCUGGACCUGUGGGCCAUGGUGGCAAUGUGCAAAGGACUCAACAGAGCGGUCCUUCCUCCUCCAUGUCCCCCUCGCCUGUCACUUCCCCUGUUCACAUGGGUGGACCGGUUCUGGGGCGAAUCGAGGCCUCGCCUCAUCGCUCACGUUCCUCCUCCACCUCCUCCGAACACGGGAGCUUUGCAAUGCCCUCGGGUCACCAGGCCCCAUGUGCCACCAUGAAGGUUCCCCCUCGUUCUCCCAGGUCGGCUAUGGGGUCUCCCCGGCCAGCCAUGCCCUCAAGCCCAUCCACCAACAAAACCGACCCACUUCACCAGUAUAAAGACUCCCAGCUGUUGCCUGGAAUGGGAAACCCAGUCGGCACCCAUCAGCACAGCAACUCCAUGUACUCCCCCACCUCUUCCUCCUCUUCGUCCUCUCUGGCAACUUCCAGCACUUCCCAGAAGGGCCACCCUGGUCUCCUUGGGAUGCCCCUCAACCAGAUUCUGAACCAACAGAAUGCCGCUUCCUUCCCAGCCAGCAGCCUCCUCUCAGCCGCAGCCAAAGCACAGCUAGCAAAUCAAAACAAACUCGGCCCUGCUGGCAACAGCACUCCCGGCAUGGCUGCUGGCGGUGCGGUCGGCAUGCCGGCAAUGGGGGCGGCCGGCGGAGGUAACGGUGGGGGUGUCGGCCCUCGAAGCAUGGAGGGACACAGCACUUUAAAUCCCAUGCUCCCGCCAAACUCCACCAUGCUGCUAAACACUCCAGAAGGUCAGAGUGGCCGGGCGGCGCUGCGAGACAAACUCAUGGCCCAGCAGAGGGAUCCCACACGGAAACGUAAGCAGUCGUCCGGCAACGCUGGGAACCACGACAGUGGCAACAACAUGGUCUUCAACAUGCUCAACAAGCAGGGCAUGGGUGGACCCCACAUACAGGGGGCCAGCGCUACAGAGCAGCUGCGUAAAGUGGGCCGGAUGGGGAACCUGCACCCCAACGCCUCCAUGGCUCAGCUGCUGCAGUCCAUGAGCUGCCACAGUUCCCACAACAUGGCGGGGAACAGCCACCGCCCUGGGCUCAGUUCCGGCUCACACGGAGCGGCGCCGCUUCACUACAACGACAGUGCGGGCAUGCAGCAGAACCUCCUUGUCCAGCAGAGGUUGCGGCCUCCAGGAGAUCCCAUCCAGCACUGCCAGAACCUGGACCCAUCAGGGGGCCACCUGGUCCCCCGUCCAGGACAGUACCCCGACAUGAUGGCCCAGAUGCAGGCUCAGUCCAUGAACACCUGCGGUCCUAUGGGGCCAGGCGGCGGACCGAUCGCACCGGAUGGCAUGCCGCUGGUACGCCCCAACCCUAACCCACCACCACUGUCUCAUCCGGGUCCGCACCCUUCACAGCUCCACAGUAUGAGGAGGACGAGCAUCGUGCUGCACGGAGGGGGCGAUGGAGGCUGCAACCAGUCGGUCUCUGAUGCAGGCAUCGGUAUGGGCACCAUGCAGCCUCAUGUGAACGCUGGUGGAGCUCAGAUGUACCAACAGCAGGUCCACCAGCGAAUGCCACAGGCGGUUUCCUCUCACCCAGCCUACCAGGGGCAGCAGCACUUCUCUGACAACCAACACUACAAAGAUGGCGGCAGCAACGGCAGCUCCAUGGCCUGCCUCUAUCCGAACUACCAGCAGGGAAUGUUGCCCCACCCUCAGUUUGUGGAGGGGCAGCAAAGCGAGGGGCUCCCGGCAGGCUCUGAGCGGGGCGCCGGCGGCGGGCCGGAGGUGGUGGACGCUAUCUACAGAGCGGUAGUGGACGCCGCCAGUAAGGGCAUGCAUGUCACCAUCACCACCACGGUGAGCGGGACCACGCAGGCCAGCCCGGUGCCCGCCCUCAGUGCCAUGAGUGCCUUCACUGCCAACGUGGGGGAACCCGUCAACCUCCCCCAGGCGGUCAGCGCCGUCCUGCACGGGCACCAGGACGGAGACCGGCCGCGGCAGGCCAGGUCAGGGCGCGGACAGAAGAACAUGGAUGCUGGGAAGAGCACUCCAGACGGUCCAGAACCCAACGACUACUUCCGCUCCCCCGGCCGAGGAACGCCAAGAGGGCAGUGGGACGGAGAGGCGCCACACGGCGGAGGCUUUGAGGCGCAGAGCAACAACGCCUGGGGAGGGGAGGAGUUCCUGGAGUGCUCUACCCAAGUGAGAAGUAGUCCUCUGAUGGAGAGGCCUGCCAGCCUGGCCCCGGCGCCGCCCUGCCCCGCCGAGGGCUCCAACGACCACAGCCUGGCCCUUCCCCACGACAAAACCUUCUUCGACCGGUUCAACAACUGCAACCGGACCCCCGCCAACUACAAGGAGCGUCUGGAACAAACGGUGGAGCGGUGCGCCCACAUCAACGGCGCCACGCCUCAUUUCAACGCCAGGGCUUACGGGGAAGUCCUGGGCCCCCCGCGACAGGAGCUGACGGGGGACGACCAGUCGCCGGGCUCCUCCACCAGCCUGGAGGGGCCCCUGGCCACGCCCAAAGACUACAGCCACUACAAUGGUCACUUCAACGGCAUGGCGCCCAGCCCCUCAGACACCAAGAGCCUGAGCAGCGAGGAGGACCUGCGGCAGCCCGACUCGCCCUCGUCCGAGCUCCUCCACUACCGCUCCAGAACCUUCAACAUGGGGGAGCUGGUCUGGGGCCAGCUGAAGGGCUUCCCCCCCUGGCCCGCCAAGCUGGCCGGUGACGAUCAGGUGCACUGCGCCGCAAUGCAGCUGCGAGAGCAGGCCAAGGUGGAGCCGGAGAAACUAAAAACACUAACCCACGACUUGGAGGCACUUGACCGAGCCGCCAAGAGAGGCCUGAAACCCAAACUGAACAACCCCCUGCAAGUUGCUCUCCAUGAGGCCAUGAGCGAGCUCGACAAAAUGUCAGGCACACUCCCAUCUAGGGAACGUCAGCUGAUGCUUCCCAAGCCCAAGAGGAGGAAAAUAUCCAGAUAACAUUGAAUGUGUCCGGCCCAAGAACGUCCUGACCGGGCGGUCUGAGCUCUUCAACAGGUGCUACACAUGGACUUUCAGUGGUACAAACCUUGUCCCAACUUGACUCUGACUGACCACAGAAGGUGCUGGAAACUCCAAUCACCAAUACAGUUUUAACUGUAGAGAGAAAAAUAAGAAAAAUACAAAAAAAAACAUUAAAAACAGUUGCAAUUUGUCUACAGUUCACUGAAUUAACUAUUUUUUUCUAGUAUAAGAUAGUAAAAUAAACAAAAAAAGCUACAAGCAUUACCUUACAUAUUUAAGAAAAAUAGACAGUCCAAAUAUUUCUGAUACAUUUUCAAUAUGUAUAUAGAUAAUCCUGAAAUUUCCUGCUAUUAAGAAUUGUAUGUAAAUAUUGUACAAUGUCAUGUACAAGCAUACCUAAUGCACAUUUUAUCUUUUAUUGUACAAAAACAAAGCAGUAGAAGUGUACCAAUGUCUUGGUUUCUAUUCAGACGUGCGGCUGCUUCAGGCCGCAUGCGUAGGACGAAUAAGAUGACAGCCUAAAGCUUUUAUAUGAUCAACCGUACGUCGUGCUGUUUUCCUUCUUUUCUUCAGUCCAGGAUCGGCCGAGUGUUCGUUUAGAAACAAAACAGAAUGAACUUUACCAGCAGAAAGUGUUCCGUGUUUAUUUUCCUCCACCAGCUUCAUCCAGGACAGGAAAACCAUCAUGUUUACGAAUCCGGCGAGGCGCUUUUAAGAAGGAAUAAUCCACCUGAAGGCGACGGUAAAGCUUCAUUUCUCUCAAACGGUUUCAGUUUCACAAGUUUGGGUGGAUUUUUCCUUUGAGAUUUCCGCCGUCGUCUCGGAUUCGAUUGUUCUCAUGCUUGUGUGUACAGUAUUUUAGUUUCUUUUGCCACAACUAUAGCUUUAGGUGGACUAACCAACCUCAGAGUUUAGAUCAUGAAAGGAAACACUAACUUGACGGAAGCAUUUUUCUUAUUUAGAGGCCUUUUUGUUUCUGUUUUUUGUUGCUUGUUGAUGUAAAUUAUUUAUGUACAGUACUCCAUAUUUAUUUUAAGCUUUACAAAUAUGCUAGAUGGCAAUAAUACUACCAAGAGUUGAGAACUAAAGCCUUAUAUGUGUAUAUGUAUGUUUUUUUUCUGUUCUGUUUGUUUUUUAACAGGUGAACAACAGAUCAUGUGUCCCGUUUUUAUUUAAGAAGUUUGGCGCUCAGAUUUCUCAUUUUGUUACACGUUGUGUCAUGGGGUGUUUUGCUAUAAAAACCAUGUUAUUUAUGAAUAUUAACCUCUUAAAAUGCAGACAUGGAGGUAUUAAAUGCAGUUUUAACACUACUAUACUGACAGUAUCGGAAACGCUGCAUCAAACUGCUGCUCCUCCUGAUCAAUAACCUGAAAUCGCUACCGAAUGAUCAAGUGCAAUAAACCAAGCGAUGGAUCAACAGCAUCUUCUGCGACCGUUAGUGCUCUGCUUGCUUUCCUCUCAUCUGCUUACUUUCCUUUUCUAUCAAACUUCUCUUUACUCUGUAGUUUUGUAGACGCUCCACACUUGUUACAACUUGAGAUGUUUCUUCUGACCAAAGCAGUUCCAGCGCUGAUCACGAAAAUCGUCUCUUUUUAAAACAAAUAUUGAAUUCUCAUCCGGUUAAACGAUCACAGUGGCUGGUUGUGACUCUUCCCUCCAACCUGAUGUCCUAAUUUCAACCAAUUGAACUUAUAAAGGCUGUUAAACAGCAGUUUAAAAACACUGUUUCAAGCAGGGUUUAUAAAUACCUGCUGGUGAAGAUUUUAUAGAUAUUUCUAUAAACAGGAGUUAUAAACACCAAAAGCUCAGCAAACAGGAAUUAUGAAAUUUCACUCUGGAUUUAUAAACAUCUUGAUAGAAUUGACAAAACAGACAAACAUUGCUGCAAAAAUGAGUUGCAUUCUCAGUUUCAAGCAGGAUUUAUAAACACCAGUUUUAGAUUUCAGCCUGCUCAGAAACGGCGACUCAUUUUAACAUUUACUGCUGAAAUGUAAAGAUUUAACAACAGGAGUUACAGGCAUUGUUUUGAUAAACAUCACAGCAAACAGGAUUUAUAAAGACAAGAGAUUUGAUAUUUAUCAAUUCUAGCAUCACUUAUAAAGAGUUAAACUCACUAGCUGGGAUAUUAAGAGUUUAUAAAUGAAAUUACAUGCAGUGUUUAUAAACUGUUAUAAAUUCAGCUUAAAAUACACAACAAAAAAACAGAACAACAUAUUUUUAGUACUGGAAUAAUCCCCAUUUAAAAAAAUACUUAUCGUUUUAUUGAUACACUACAAAAUAACAUAUCCGUAUCCAGACAAUAAAAUAUUAAGCACUACAAGAAAAGCAACUUUCACUAAUUUUUCCAGCCAUUUUAUUUUUUCUUUGCUUGAAGAAGUUAGUUUGUAUUUUAUUUUAUUUUAUUAUAGGUCACUCACUACUGCCCGAUUCAAAUCUUCCCCCUGUCCUCUUCUAAACACAUGAACUCUUUCGGUAAAGUUCAUUCUGCCCUGAUUUUAUGUUUUAUUUUAUUAUUUUGUGUGUGCAAUGUCAGGAACCCAUGUUCUGCCACGCCCACGUUCUCCGUGGUCAAACAUAGGAAACAUUUUUCGCCUGUGAUUCUGUGUUGAGGUGCGAGUGUCAUUUUUUUAUUUCCCCAGUGUUUUUUUCCUCUUCUGUCAGUAUUUUCUUUCUCUUCGGCUUGUAAUUAAGUAUAUAUUUUCUCACUAAUAUAUACUUUACAAAAAGAAUAGACCUGCGUGAAGUACCGUGUGCACUUGGUUGCUCUUGUUUAUUUCUUUCCUUUCUGCAUUAAUGUGGGUUAGGAAUAGUGUGUCAGAGUCCAUUAUUUUCAGAUUGUUUGAACUUUUUUUUUUUUAAUGGUUUGAUGUAAGCAGCAUUUUUUUGUAAAUAUUGUGAAACAUUACAGGUCAUGCAGUGAUGUAACAUUUUGAAUAAUGUUGCACAGAUGUUUAAGAUAUUAAAACCAUGUUCACUCUUA
This is a messenger RNA of Xiphophorus maculatus (southern platyfish), 7781 nucleotides long. RefSeq names its product methyl-CpG binding domain protein 5 (gene mbd5). Gene Ontology annotation, cellular component: chromocenter; nucleus. Bases 548 to 4777 code for a protein of 1409 amino acids. The transcript has 10 exons. The record is from RefSeq and is a predicted model, not a curated record. Lineage: Eukaryota; Metazoa; Chordata; Actinopteri; Cyprinodontiformes; Poeciliidae. Gene Ontology annotation, molecular function: chromatin binding; DNA binding.